AUGGCCGAGACGAAGGAUAUCCCUCCUGGUUCUUACUCACUAGAACUCGGAAAAACAUUCACUGAGCAACGGCGGAACGAUGGACCUUCUUACCACACUUUGCGAUACGACUUCAAACCAAUGUCGGUGGCAUCGUCAGAUUCUGAUACGUACAUUGCAUUUGGAGCGAACGGGGAUGUUCAUGUCGCCGUACCCACUGACGGCGAGAAUAUGACUGUGUUCAAAGGAUCCAAGAAGGAAGCAAAAGCUAAGGAGUGCUUGUUGUUUUUUGACAAGAAGUCUGGGAAACUUCGGCUCGAAAAGAUAGCAUCGAAUAUCAAUGUGAAGAAAACCAGAGAUUUGGACCCAUCGACAGAGAAUGUUCUACGUUCUGAAAUGGCCCGUUUACGAACCAAUCGAAUCGAGCGUCCGCCUCCUCCUGAGCCAAGUAGUUCCUCAUUUCCUGGAGCUGACAGCAGUAGCUCUUCGGAUUCUUCAAGUGAUGACAGUGAUAGCGAUAGUGGCAGUGGGUCCGAUGAUGAGGUUUGUCCAAGGUUUUGUUUAUUGUUGCAUUGA
Molecule: messenger RNA, 555 nt
Organism: Haemonchus placei
Lineage: Eukaryota; Metazoa; Nematoda; Chromadorea; Rhabditida; Trichostrongylidae
Source: the annotation of a GenBank genome assembly